Falco peregrinus (peregrine falcon) is the source of this 1648-nucleotide messenger RNA. RefSeq names its product reticulon 2 (gene RTN2). Lineage: Eukaryota; Metazoa; Chordata; Aves; Falconiformes; Falconidae. The record is from RefSeq and is a predicted model, not a curated record.
AUGGCCACGCCCCCGGUGCCGGCGGUGCCCGCCUUCUUAAAAGGGCAACGGCUUCGAGUGGUCCCCACCUAUCUGGGGAGCGGAGCACAGAUGCCGGCGCCCGGUAGCAGAUGCCGGUCUCGGUGCCCGGCCCCCCGGUGGGCCCCGCCCCCAGCCCCGCCCCCCCCGCCGCCGCCCUUUGUCCGCCGCGGGCCCCGCCAUGGCGGUGCGGUGAUGCGCGGCGGGGCCGGCCCGGGGGCAACCGGGAGCCCCAUGCGGGGGCCGCCGCCAUGGGGCAGGUCCUGGGCUUCGCCCACUGCAAAGAGGCUCCAUCCACGGCUUCCACCACGCCGGACUCCACGGAGGGUGGCAACGAGGAGUCGGACUUCCCCGAGCUGCAGGUGGCAUGAGCCCCCCGAGGAGGAGGAGGAGGAGGAGGAUGAAGAUGGAGUGACAGCAGCAGGGGGGGAACCCCGGGGACCCCCCCGGGAACUCACUUUCUCCUACAUCGCCUUUCAAGGCGGGGGGUCCUCCAACGAGCCGGCCCCCCGCUGUCGUCGAGACUCCCGUCGGGGCCGCCCACCCCGCCUGAGCUCAGGACUCCCCGGGGGGCCCCUCCGGGGGCCGGACCCCCGCUUGGCUGCCAGAGCCCCCCCCAAACGUCCUGAGGAGCCCCCGCCCCCCCUCGAGGGGCAGCUGGAGGUCGGGGGGGGCCCUACCAGAUUUGGGGGGCCCUCAGCUCCUGCGCCCCAACCCCCGCCCGCAGUCCCUCCCCAAUCCGCAGGGGGCGCCUUGCUCCUGCCGCCCCCCGCGCCCCCCCCGGACCCUCCCUCAAUCCCGGACCCUCCCCCAGCGCCCCCUGAGCAAUCACUGAGCCCGCCGGCAUCUGAUGUCCUGGUGUGGGAGCUGCUGUACUGGCGGGCACCGGGGCGGUCGGCGCUGGUGCUGGUUGGGGUGCUGGGCACCCUGGGGUGCCUAGCGCGGUUCAGUGCCAUCAGUGUGGGCGCCUACGGGGCGCUGGCCACGCUGGCUGUCACCGUCCCCCUGCGCCUGCAUCGUGUUGCCCUGCGAGUGCUGCGCCGCCACCCACCUGAGCCACCCUGCCGGACACAGCCGGAGGGGACCGUGGGGCUGAGCCCCGAGGAGCAGCAGCGCUGGGCCCGGCGCCUGGCCCAGCACCUCGUCGCCGCCACCCACACCCUCACCCGCCUCUUCCUGGUCCACAGCGUCCCCGAGUCCCUCAAGUUCGCCUUCUUCUUCUACCUGCUGACCUACGUGGGGGCUGUCUGCAAUGGGCUGACGCUGCUGGGAGCGGGUGUCAUCUGUGCGUUCACCUUCCCCGUGCUCUACCGGCACCACCAGGCCCAGAUCGAUCAGUAUGUGAGUCUGGUGAGGAGCCACCUGAGUCACCUCCGAGCCAGGAUCCAGGCCAAGCUCUCAAGUGCCAAAGUGAAGCCGCGGUGACCCCCCCUUGUCCGUCCCCCCCGAGGGUGACAACUUGGGGGUGGGGGUGGCCGGGGCCCCCCCCCCCACAUCGCUCCCACCCUGCAUGGGGGGGUGGUCAGUCGGGGGAGGUGGGGGUCGUGUCACCCCCUCCGUGUCCUUUCCCCCCUCCCCUCUGUGCGUGUGGGGGGGUGUCACACUUUAAUAAAAACUCUUGUGACAACCA